AUGGAGAAGUACGAAAAACUGGCCAAGAUUGGAGAGGGUUCAUACGGUGUGGUGUUUAAAUGCAGACACAGAGAAUCCGGACAGAUAGUCGCCAUCAAGAAGUUUGUUGAAUCAGAGGAUGACCCGGUCAUCAGGAAGAUAGCACUGAGGGAGAUACGCAUGCUGAAGCAGCUGAAGCACGUGAACCUGGUAAACCUCCUGGAGGUCUUCAGAAGGAAGAGACGUCUCCACCUGGUCUUUGAGUUCUGUGAGCAGACCGUCCUGAACGAGCUGGACCGACACCCCCGCGGGGUCCCUGAGGUUCAGCUGAAGAGUAUACUGUGGCAGACGCUGCAGGCCGUCAAUUUCUGCCACAAACACAACUGUAUUCAUCGGGAUGUGAAGCCAGAGAACAUCCUCCUCACCAAGACAGGAGUCAUCAAACUCUGUGACUUUGGAUUUGCCAGGAUCCUCACGGGGCCAGGUGAUGACUAUACAGACUAUGUGGCUACUCGGUGGUACCGGGCUCCAGAGCUCCUGGUGGGUGAUACUCAGUACGGAGCCCCAGUGGACCUCUGGGCGCUGGGCUGUGUAUUCGCCGAGUUACUCCAUGGAAAUCCUCUCUGGCCUGGACGCUCCGACGUCGACCAGCUCUACCUCAUCAGACGCACUCUAGGUGACCUGAUCCCUCGUCACCAGCAGGUGUUCCGAUCCAACGUGUUCUUCAGCGGAGUCAGUAUCCCCGAGCCUGACACCACGGAGCCCCUGGAGAAACGCUUCCAUGGUGUAUCCUCUCACGCUCUCACUGUCAUGAAGUCAUGCCUGGUGAUGGACCCGUUGUUGCGUCUGUCCUGUGAGGAGCUGUUGGAGCUGCCAUACUUUCUGGAAGAAGGCGGAGCCAGCUGGGGCCGCGAGGGGGAUUGUCCCGGGAGACGCCAUGACAACAAAAACUCCAGACGACGACAGGUCGGGCCAGUCAUUUGA
This is a messenger RNA of Salvelinus namaycush (lake trout), 963 nucleotides long. Its product is annotated as cyclin-dependent kinase-like 1. Gene Ontology annotation, cellular component: nucleus. The transcript is spliced from 9 exons. Gene Ontology annotation, molecular function: ATP binding; cyclin-dependent protein serine/threonine kinase activity. Gene Ontology annotation, biological process: protein phosphorylation. The record is from RefSeq and is a predicted model, not a curated record. Bases 1 to 963 code for a protein of 320 amino acids. NCBI's taxonomy places the organism in Eukaryota, Metazoa, Chordata, Actinopteri, Salmoniformes, Salmonidae.